AUGAAGUCCGCCAUCCUCGCGGCUACGAUCCUUUCUCUAUCUAGAGUUGCUCUGGGCAAUUAUACCCUGGUGCAGUCCUUCUCGGGCUCGAACUUCUUCAACGGCUGGCAGUUCUAUGGGAAUUAUGAUAAUACCACCGAAGGCGAUGUGACCUACGUGAACCAGACGAACGCCACCGCAUUUAACCUUGCGUAUGUCAACCCUGCCGGGAAUGCCAUUAUCAAGGUGGACAACACCAGCUUCGUGCCAUACAAUGAGAAGCGGAACUCAGUGCGCAUUAGCACAACCGACUACUUCUCCGUGGGGUCCGUCUUCCUUAUGGACGCGGUCCACAUGCCUUACGGCUGUUCCGUAUGGCCCAGCUUCUGGACGAAGGGCCAAGCAUGGCCGUCCGGUGGUGAAAUCGAUAUAGUCGAAGCGGUGAACAUGAUGACGAACAACCAGAUGGCUCUGCAUACCAACGAGGGCUGCACCAUCGCGUCCUCUUCUCUAUCUGGUUCUCUCACCGAGAACAACUGCAACUCCACGGCCGGCUGCACUGUCACCGAGAACCAGGCAAACAGUUACGGCGCGAGCUUUGCCAGCUCGGGUGGAGGUGUCUUUGCCACGCUCUUCGAGACGUCCGGCGUUUCCAUCUGGUUCUGGAGCCGCGCUAACGUUCCCACAUCGGUGUCGAGUGCGACAACAUCGAUUGACGUUUCCUCCUGGGGCACACCGUCCGCGAACUACACGUCCACCGACUGCAACAUCAACGAGUUCUUCCAACCGCAGCAGAUCGUGCUGGAUAUUACCCUCUGUGGCAAUUGGGGAGGUAUCGCGUCCAUCUAUAGCGAAACUUGUCCCGUGCAGGGCACGGCCAACGCGUCCACCUGUUACCUUGACAACGUGAUCAACAACGGCACGUCGCAGUACGCUAACGCGUACUUCGAGAUCCCGUACCUUAAGGUGUUCUCCGCGAACGGAACGGUUAUCACUCCCUCCGGCUCCGCGUCUGGCACCGGCAGCAACGUCGGGCUGCCCACGUCUACAUCCUCCGGCAGCAGUCCCUCUGGCUCCUCGGGUUCAAAGAGCAGCAGCGCGGUGCGCUGGGACCCCACCGUGCUGAGCAUUGGCAUGUCGUUUGCAGUGGCAGCGCUGGGCGCGUGGAGCGUGUUAUAG
Sparassis crispa is the source of this 1158-nucleotide messenger RNA. RefSeq names its product Probable glycosidase. NCBI's taxonomy places the organism in Eukaryota, Fungi, Basidiomycota, Agaricomycetes, Polyporales, Sparassidaceae. Gene Ontology annotation, biological process: glucan catabolic process. Bases 1 to 1158 code for a protein of 385 amino acids. Gene Ontology annotation, molecular function: hydrolase activity, hydrolyzing O-glycosyl compounds. The transcript is spliced from 9 exons. The record is from RefSeq and is a predicted model, not a curated record.